AUGGGAGACAUGGGAGACCCACCAAAAAAAAAACGUCUGAUUUCCCUAUGUGUUGGUUGCGGCAAUCAAAUUCACGAUCAGUAUAUUCUGAGGGUUUCUCCGGAUUUGGAAUGGCAUGCGGCGUGUUUGAAGUGUGCAGAGUGUAAUCAGUAUUUGGACGAGACCUGUACGUGCUUUGUUAGGGAUGGCAAAACCUACUGUAAAAGAGAUUAUAUCAGGUUAUACGGCAUCAAGUGCGCCAAAUGCAGCAUCGGCUUCAGCAAGAAUGACUUCGUGAUGCGCGCCCGCGCCAAGGUGUACCACAUCGAGUGUUUUCGCUGCGUGGCCUGCAGCCGCCAGCUCAUCCCCGGCGAUGAAUUCGCACUGCGGGAGGACGGCCUCUUCUGCCGGGCGGACCACGACGUGGUGGAGAGGGCCAGCCUGGGCGGCGGAGACCCUCUCAGUCCCCUGCAUCCCGCUCGGCCGCUGCAGAUGGCAGCAGAACCUAUCUCUGCCAGACAGCCAGCUCUGCGGCCCCACGUCCACAAGCAGCCCGAGAAGACAACCCGAGUCCGGACUGUCCUGAAUGAAAAACAGCUUCACACCUUGAGGACCUGCUACGCUGCCAACCCCAGACCUGACGCCCUCAUGAAAGAGCAGCUGGUAGAAAUGACUGGCCUCAGCCCAAGGGUCAUCAGGGUUUGGUUUCAAAACAAGCGAUGCAAGGACAAAAAAAGGAGCAUUAUGAUGAAGCAACUUCAGCAGCAGCAACCCAAUGACAAAACUAAUAUCCAAGGGAUGACAGGAACUCCAAUGGUGGCUGCUAGUCCGGAGAGACAUGACGGCGGUUUGCAGGCGAACCCCGUGGAGGUGCAGAGUUACCAGCCGCCCUGGAAAGUACUGAGUGACUUCGCAUUGCAGAGUGACAUAGACCAACCUGCUUUUCAGCAACUAGUUAAUUUUUCAGAAGGAGGACCUGGUUCCAAUUCUACUGGAAGUGAAGUAGCAUCAAUGUCCUCUCAGCUGCCAGAUACACCCAACAGCAUGGUAGCCAGUCCUAUUGAAGCAUGAGGAACAUUCGUUCAAAUAUCUGUUGUUGUUGUUUCUGCCCUUACCCUCAACCCUGUUGAAGAGAGUGGGAAAGUGAACGUGUUGGGACUUCGAAAUUUAGGGGGAAAGAAUACUUAACAACCCUGUAACGAACCUAGCAAGGAACUGCUCCAUGAGAUGAACGGAGUCAUAUUUGAAAAGACAAGGUAAUAUGGUAGCAACACUGUGAAGACAAUCAUGGGAUCUUACUAGAAA
Messenger RNA from Melospiza georgiana, 1284 nucleotides. RefSeq names its product ISL LIM homeobox 1 (gene ISL1). The record is from RefSeq and is a predicted model, not a curated record. Gene Ontology annotation, molecular function: DNA-binding transcription factor activity, RNA polymerase II-specific; cis-regulatory region sequence-specific DNA binding. The coding region runs from base 1 to 1050 and encodes 349 amino acids. Gene Ontology annotation, cellular component: nucleus. NCBI's taxonomy places the organism in Eukaryota, Metazoa, Chordata, Aves, Passeriformes, Passerellidae. The transcript has 6 exons. Gene Ontology annotation, biological process: positive regulation of transcription by RNA polymerase II; neuron fate specification; axonogenesis.